AUUCUUUUACAUGUUGCAAAUCCUUGUGAAUUAUCUGGAGCAUAUUCAAUUGAAGGAUUACGAGCACUUUAUCCAUGUAUUUUAGUAAAUCGACAAUGGUGCCGAAUAGCAGUCCCAAUUCUUUGGAGUCAACCAUUUCUAUUCGGAAAAGAUAUUGAUUAUCUUCCAGUUAUUUCAAUGUAUUUGAAAUGUCUUGGAGAUCAAGAUAAAAAAUCUCUUUUAAAUCAAGGAAUUGAUAUUUCGUUAAUGUCCGACUUUAAUCAAAUGCAAUUAGGUAUAGAAGAUAAAAAACCUAUGUUUAAUUACCCAGGUUUUCUUCGCAUAUUAUAUUAUGAACAAAUGAUAAGUGCGGUUGAAAAUUGGUGCGCCGAAUUAGCCGACAUAAUGGAACAACAACAACCUGAUUGUCAUGAUGAUGAAAUUAUAAUGAAAACAUUACUACAACUUUGUUUGAAAUAUGGUUCAAGAUUAUAUGGUCUACACAUAAAUCCUGAAAUGUUAGGUAAAGACCAUGAUGAAAUGUACGAAAUAUUGUUGACUGAUGAUAAUUUGAAAAAUUUAGUCUCUCCUGUUCGUUCAUUACACAUUUAUGCAACU
Molecule: messenger RNA, 597 nt
Organism: Racocetra fulgida
Lineage: Eukaryota; Fungi; Glomeromycota; Glomeromycetes; Diversisporales; Gigasporaceae
Source: the annotation of a GenBank genome assembly